Kogia breviceps (pygmy sperm whale) is the source of this 696-nucleotide messenger RNA. The record is from RefSeq and is a predicted model, not a curated record. NCBI's taxonomy places the organism in Eukaryota, Metazoa, Chordata, Mammalia, Artiodactyla, Physeteridae.
AUGCUACAGGUGCACCCACCUGUGAAUGAGCAGUACCAGCUCUUGCAGCAGCAGCAGUUCCCCUUCCUCGCGGCCCUGGAGCACUGCAGGGAGAACGCCCACGACGAGGUCCGGCCCAUCUCCAGCAUCGGGCAGGUGCUGAGCUACGUGGAGCACUAGUGCAGCAACUGCACAGGCCAGCCCACCCUGCUCACGUUCCUGGACAUCUGCACAGAGCUCGGCCAGCUGUGCCAGCACUUCGAGGCGCUGCACCCGGGCACCCCCGUCACCGACAACCUCCUCGAGAAAUGCAAGACCCUCGUGAGCCAAAGCAACGACUUAAGCAGCCUGUGAGCCGAAUACCCUCCCGACACGGCGAACUACGUCAGCUGCCACGAGGCCAGGAACCACUGUGGAGGCGUGGCCAGCCUCAUCCCCACCGUCCUAGACGUGAUGAAAGAACGGCUCGCCCACUCGGAGAAGCUGCCCCGCGACGCGCUGCAGCACGUGAGUGAGUCCCAGGCCACAGGCCCCCAGCCUCGGCUAAGAAGAGACAAGUGUGGGUAACCGACACAGGGCAGCCUCAGACCUAGAGGGGCAGAAUGGUGUUCAAGACCGCCCUGGAGACCAGCUGGUGGGAAACUGUAACUCAGCCGCUGACCUGCUCGAUCCCGACCCCAUCCUGUCCCAUCCCGUGCCGUGGGGCACUUCGCUACA